UGCUCUCCUCUAUCUCUGUAUCGUUUUUUUUGCCUUUGCCCCACCCCUUUGCCACUAGCCAGGCGAGCAGUCCGGCCUAGGCGGAUGUACGAGGGAUGAUUCAGUAGUGACAGGAAGCCAACCGUCUUGCCUGCUGCCCGUCAGAGUCUGUGGUGUUGGCAUUGGCUUGGGCAGGUGUGCCGGCACAGGAUGGGGUGGCCAUGGUGAGGAACCCCCACUCUCAGCUUCACAGCCCCCUCCCCAGGCCAACAUGAGUGCCGACUUGGAGCUGGUGUGGCCGUUGUCAGUACCGCUGCUGCUGCUGUUGGGGGCCACAGCCUGGCUGUGCGUCUGCUGUUCCCGGCCAGGGGUGAAGAGAAACGAGAAAAUCUUCGAGCAGAGGAACCAGCAAGAAAACGAACAGAACUUCACCGUGGCUCAGACCUACUCCCUGGCCAGGCCGGUGUGGCCAGGACCCCUGAUGGACACAGCCUCAGACAAGUCAUCUGAAAGGAAGAAUAAACUGCUGUUCUCUGACCUUGAUGGUCCUGAGUCCCUUAGGUACCAGCACUUCUACAAAGGAAGCAGACAUGAGCUUGACGCUGCCUAUGUAGAUCCCAUCCCUACAGACUACUACAACUGGGGGCGUUUCCAGAAGUCCCCAGAAGAUGAUGAUGAUUCCAACUCCUACGAGAACGUGCUCAUCUGCAAGCCCAGCACGCCCGACUCAGGUGGGGAAGAAUCUGAGGAUUACCAGAACUCAAUAUCUAUCCGAGAGUGGCGAGAAUCCAGGAGGACUGUGGGCGCACAAGUGUCUCCAUUAGAAAGCCCAGAUGAGGAGCCAGAUUACGUGAACGGGGAUGUGGCCGCUGCUGAGCACGUCUAGGAGAGAAUCAAUCAGAAGGGCCUGAGAGGGUCUUGAGCUGAAGCAUUCACUGCCUGCUGAAGCCUAUUUUCCAGGGAUGCUCAAGCUUCAGACCUGGCUGUGGCUGCUCCUGGGAGGGGUUCCAGAACAUCCUGGAAGACAUUGGGACUCGCCAAGGCUGCACCCCCUAAGCAAUGCCCUGGACUUCUUUGGGAGCAAAGUGGUGCCUGGGAACACUGGCUGUGCUGACCUGAAGCCCAGGACCUGAGGCUAGCUGUUGUCUCCAGUUAUCACAUCUAAAAUAUAUCACAACACUGGCAUUUGUCUUUUUUUCUUAAUUUUGCAAUAGGGUCUCAUUAAAUUGCUCAG
Molecule: messenger RNA, 1213 nt
Organism: Onychomys torridus (southern grasshopper mouse)
Lineage: Eukaryota; Metazoa; Chordata; Mammalia; Rodentia; Cricetidae
Gene: Lat2
Product: linker for activation of T cells family member 2
Exons: 13
Coding region: 251-865 (204 amino acids)
Biological process (GO): B cell receptor signaling pathway; calcium-mediated signaling; B cell activation
Cellular component (GO): plasma membrane
Source: RefSeq, a predicted model, not a curated record